Colletotrichum karsti is the source of this 387-nucleotide messenger RNA. RefSeq lists its product as uncharacterized. Gene Ontology annotation, biological process: mitochondrial electron transport, ubiquinol to cytochrome c. The coding region runs from base 1 to 387 and encodes 128 amino acids. The record is from RefSeq and is a predicted model, not a curated record. Lineage: Eukaryota; Fungi; Ascomycota; Sordariomycetes; Glomerellales; Glomerellaceae. The transcript is spliced from 4 exons.
AUGGAAAUCCGGCUUUUCCCGCUAAGAAUCUCGCGCAUCGGCAUCAUUCUUCACGACUCCCUCUUGCAUCUGCAAUUGAACCUCAUAGUUCGUUCGCACGACAGCCACAUUCAAGAUGCCUUCUCCCGUGAGUUCGAACAAACUGCUGAACGACUUGCUGCCGCCCGUGUCGGUACUCUGUACCCUACCUACCGCAGCAAGUUCGGUCCCAAGUACAACACCGUCCCCAACGUUGCCGGAUGGACCGUUAGCCAGGUCGUCAAGCUCGGUCUCCGCGCCGGUGGUUUCGGUGCUGCCGCUGGUGUUGCCGCCCUCUUUUACACCUCCGGCAUUCCCAGAAUACAGAAGGACAUCCUCCAGGCAAGCAGCCCCGAGCUCGCAAGAUAA